This is a messenger RNA of Porites lobata, 17362 nucleotides long. The record is from the annotation of a GenBank genome assembly. NCBI's taxonomy places the organism in Eukaryota, Metazoa, Cnidaria, Anthozoa, Scleractinia, Poritidae.
AGUUUUUCAAAAUGGCGGAGAGUUUGAGUAAGUUUUCCGCCAAAUAUAUCUAAGUUUUGGACUUCAAAUACAAGCCAUUUUACCCUGAGAAGCCACUGUAAACUAUAAUGGCUGGAGCAAGCCAUAAUUUGUUUAAAUGGAACCGACAGACAAAGACGACAACGGUAAGGAAAACAGCUGCAAUUAAAGCUUAAGUUCGCUGCAGCUGCAACUUGUGCUUCUAUUGUGUUUAUUCACAGAACGGCUAGUAAAGAGGGGAAAGGUAUGUUAAGGUGUCAAUUUUCACACCUUUUUGACAUGAAAUCGAUAUUUCUCACUUGAAAUUCGAAUUCUACGAUAAUGAGAACUUUAAGUUAGCAUCCACGUGAAUAAUUAAAAGGAGCUGAAAUACUUCAAAAAAGGUCACAUUUUGGGUACAUUUUAGCCGUACGUAAUACCUUAAUUCAGCACUAAAAAGUAUUUUGGCCUCAUUUAAUAGCAUUCUUCAAGAGGUGAAGUGCAAGACUGGAUUAAGGUAGGCCUAACUUUUUAAACGUUUUACAACCGUUAUAUUUCGCCUGAGAAUUGAUAGGGAACGGAUAAUAGAUGACCACAUAAUGCCCAGCAUAUCACGUCAUUGGUGCAAAAAAAUACCUAUUGAAUCCGAUCAUCAAGAAUAUUUGUGAUGACACAAAAUGCAUCAAAAGAUGUUGUUGGCAUUGUAACAUUUUAUUAUUGACCAUUUGACCUGAUUUUUUUACUUCCCACCAACUGCAUUAUUGCUUGUGUUACAAUGGCAUACCGGAGUUUAUGAAGAAACAUUCUACACUAAGGGAAAGUUCAUUUAAUAUGACAGGGGGGGAUGAAGAUAUUGAGGGGGGCUCCAAAAUUUUUAGACACCGAAGGGGGCUCUGAAAAAUUGUUGCGCUAGGAGGGGGGCUCAAAAAUUUGUAUACUUCAAACAAACACAUGACAUCAUCAUACAGAUCGGAUGGUUUUCAACUCAACAAUUUAAUGACCUGUGCAACUCAGCUAUAUCACGUGGUUUACAGAUAUAACAAAUGUAGUCUCAGUAAUUAUUACACUCUUGUUCAUCCCAAAAAUGCUUUAGAAAAUUGUAUCACAACUGUAUCUCAAGUUUGUCAUAGUAUAAACCAUUGAAGACAAUAACGGUAAAUAUAUUUAAUACAGUCUAGCGAUCUUUUUUCAGGGGAGCAAAGCAAUUGAAGGAGGAGGGGGCAGGGGCUCUGAAAUUUUUUCGACUACCAAGGAGGGGGCUCCUAAAGAAUUGAACCGCUAGCAAGGGGGGCUGCUAAAAUUUAAAGCUUCGAGUUUCAAUAUCUUCAUCCCCCCCCCUUGUCAUAUUAAAUGAACUUUCCCUAACAGUAAAAUAGAUCAAACAACGCAAAAUGUUUAAACUUUCAUUGUCAGUAAGUCCUGUCUACAAGAAAUGGUAAACUGCAGCGAUUAUCCAGAAGAUUCAGUCCAGAUUCUGGAGUCUCCCAGAUUAUCCAGCAGAGUUGACAGCACCCUCCUCGGUGUACUAGCAGGGUGCAAAGAAAGUCAGUUUUACAGCCUGCCAUUCGGGCAAGCUGUAGCUAGCAUGUUCUAGCCAACAAGUCAUUUCAACUAGCCCCAAAACCCUUUUUGAUUGGCAGGAUUGAUUAGUAAUCCUUCUGUAAUUGGAAUUUGCCCAAAAAAAACAGCACUUGCCCGUCGGGCAAGUUAAGAAAAAUCACUAGCCCCAUAGCAAAAUCCAAUAGCCCAGGGCUAUCUGACACGACUUUCUUUACACGCUGACUAGAAAAGGAAUCUAUAGAAAAAGGUUCUUACAUUGGGGUAAAUCAAGCAAUGGUAAUAUUAUGUCACUGAUGUUAUGCAAAAACUAAAGAAGUUCAAGUUGAGUUAGCCUUCUUCAAGAGAAAGAAACCUUAUUUGACUUUAGAAAAAAAAAAAAGGUUGCAGUUAAUUUUUUAUUUCACAUAAUUUCUAUUUUUCCUUUGUUGCAUAUUUAUUAGCAUACAUUACCAUACCCAAAAACAAUGUUAAAAUAAAAAUUAACUACAACAAAACUUGUCUCAAGUCAAGUGCAAGGAUAUAUUGAUUUGAACCACGACAUUCACAUUCGUAUAAUAACAGCUGUUUAUCAAGGUUUUUUUCUUAUCCUAAAGAGAGUAGAGCGAGCCUCAACUGAUGCUGCCAGAGAGGUGUUUGGAAACAAUUAUCAAAGUGUUCUGGAACAAGUCCAUGUUGAUGAUGAUGCCUUAGUAGAAGGUAAACCCUUUAUACAAGGUUUUCAUUCAUUACCAGCUGUUUUGUUACCAAGAUUGUCUCAUCGUCAGUCAGGGCCAUUCCAUUUAAUAUACACCCCACUUUCCUUCCCCACUCCCCCACCCCCCCCCCUCCUCCAUCAUUGAUGAAGGACUUUGAAAUUUUCCUAACCUUCAGAAAAAUGCUCUUUCCCCCGCAAAGCCCAGGAAAAUUGAUUCAUGAACAUGUAGUGUAUAUCCCCUCACUCAGAAAGAUUGCCCUAUAAGUCUAGAAUAACUUAAAGAAAUUUUUGCUUUUCUGUUACUUUAAAACCCUCAGAAAAUCGUUCAGUCCUUCAACCUUCAGAAAUUUCAACGGCAGGUUUGUGCCCUCACUGAGUACGCACAUAAAUAUUUAUUUGUUGCCUACACAGUGCUUUUUAUAAUUUUUGUUCCUUGUUUUGUUGUUGUGGUUGUUGUUGUUGUGCUCAUAGCUCAAGAUUUGUUGGACUCCUGGUUACAUGACAAGAAAGAUGACGAUUUUAACUUACAAGUUCAAUUUAAAGAGGAGAAAUGGGCUCAGAGAAGUAAACCCAUACAUGCUGUUACCAGAAACUCUGUUACUGAAGGUUACUAUAGUGAUGAUGUAGUUCAACAGUCACAUGACUGGACAUCAAGAAGCAGUCUUAAUAAUCAUACUCCAUCUCUCAAUAUCAUGGGUAUGUCAUGAGAUGAAUUCUCUUAACCUAUACAUGUAUUAUCUGAGCUUAGCAGGACUGUGUAAAUACAUAGUCUGGAAAACAAAGACUCCUGGCCCCAGUUGUUCAAAUCAUUAAUAACACUAACCACUGGAUAAAUCUCUAUCCAUUGGAUAACACAAUUGUUUUCCCUAAUACCUUUGCGCUGGAUGGUGAUUUAUCCCGUCGAUGGAUAGUGCUAUUCAACAUUUGAACAACUGGGGCCUGAUGUUCAAAAUUUUGAAUGUUUAUGAGGUCUUUCUCAUUGCUGCUUUCAUUGUUUCAAAGAAGAUUAUCCAGCAGCACUGGCUAAAAAAAUGAUGGUACAGCACAUCAUGCUGUGACUAUUCUAGUUACCUUGACAAAUAGAAAAAUGUUUUCGCAACUAAUAUUGUAGCCAAAGUUACCAAUUUGGCAACAUUUGCUUGCCCUUCAUCUGGCUACCUGUUGAGUUUUUAUUUUUUUCUAACAAUAUUAGAUUUAAGUGUUUAAUAGGUCUUUCUAAUGUUUAAAUGAAAAUGAAUAACCAUUUGCAUGAAAUUAAUAUUAUUUAUGCUCCAUUUUCCUUAUAACCCUGUCUGUUUGUAGGGUAGGUAUUUUAAAAAUCUUUGGAUGUUAUGUGCCCUUCCAAAGUUUGGGGCAAAUGCCAGGGAUAGUUUUGAUUUUGAUUUUUUAAACCAUUCCUGUUAAAUUGCUCAAAGUGUCCGUGGUGGCUUUUUCUGAGAACCAAUAUACAUGCAUCAUAUCUGAGGAACAUUUUAUACAUUUUUUACAUUUUAAUUAAAAUGAAUAACAUCUUUUAGUAUAUUUUUUGUCAUGGCUGUCAUGUGUUUUAGGUCCAGAGUAUGAUGAGGAUCUUCAUGAAGAGAUAUCAGUGCAGCAGAUUUUACGUGAAAUGCUGGACAAAGAAGUUGUAGAGAAAGACAUAAUGAAUGACUUGGGGUUUGAUGGUCAUAAACAACGAAAAGACCCAAGACCUAAGAUGGAACUCAGGCACAAACAGGUAUUGUAUUUAAGGGUGUUUCUGUUUGUCUUAGCAGCAGUUUAGACUUUGCUUUUUAGUUAAACUGAAAUAAUAUUAUACAUGUAUGUCUUUUCAGUAAACCUUCACAAUUUUAAAAAAACACUCUUGUGAAAAAACGAAGCUGUGGGAUCUUGAAAAGAAAUUGCCAUUGUAAGGGAUAUAAGCUCUUUCUCUGUCUUUUCUAAUUCUUUUUUACAUAUGUAGUAUGUAGUAUAAUUAUAUUUCAUGUAUGCAAUGUAUUGAAGGACUGUAAUUUUUUCUGGCACUGAAGGUCAUGAAAAGAAAACUGUUUCUUUCGUGCAUAUGUACAGGGGUGUAUGUGUUACAGGUCAAAUUUGAUCUUAGGUUAAUUUUGAUUUUACCUAGGCUGAUUCUCAAUUUUCUUUGUCCUCUAGCCCUGGUAGACAGAGGAAAUCAAGAAUCAACCUAGGUUAAAAAUUUUUAACCUGAGAACAAAUUUUGACCUGUAACAUAUGCAUAAUUAUGAAAAGACGGAGACCUUCAUUGGAAGAACAAAAUUUAUAAGCAGAAGAGGUCAUUAUUUCCCAUGUCAUUAGGUAAAGGAGAAAAGUGAGGCACGACAAAAAGAGUUGGAGAAAAAGAGAAGAGAGCGUACAGCUCGUAAGCAAGCUGAAGCAGAAGCUCGCCAACAGCUGAUCCGUGAAGAGAAGGAACAACAAGCACGGCUGAAGAGAGAGGAAGAAGCAAUCAACAAAGAAAUGGCCAAAAUUCGUCGUACAAUGGAAGAAGAAAGGAAAGCUGCUAGUGAAAAACUAGAAAAGUAAGUACCACUGAAGGCUAUUUCCAAGUUGCUCCUAUGUUUCAAGGCAAGGUCUGAGGAACAUGGUUACAAGAACAGUGUAACCUGUACACUCCCCCAACAACUUGUUGGUAAAAAUCCCCAACAGGGAUGGGGUAGACCGUGAAACUGAGUGCGUGCGAUGGAUGUACAGGGGACUUGACCUAUUUCACAUUUCUCAAAAAGAGGUAUGCAUGACAGCAUCCUCUGUUAAAAAAAAGAUAGUUGGUGUUGAUUAAGAAUUCUUCGUCAUUAUGUAUACGGCUGUAUAUAGAUUUUUUCUACCAUGGCAGGGCUAGCUCAGUUGCUAGAGUGCUUGACUGCAGAGUGGGAUUUCGCAAGUUCAAUCCUCAGGGCCAGAGCAAUUCUCAGAGCCUUAAAAUAACUAAGAAAUGAAGGUACUGCCCUUGCCCCGCAAAUGUCAAGACCUUGUAUGGCUCGGAUGACCACAUGGAAAUGGCAGUCCAGCAUGAGACAAAAAAAGGAGUCCUUAGUCAGUACUCUCCUGUUAAGUACAUUGAUACUCAAAGAGAGUGCUUUUUUAUUUGCUUAAGUGAAAGGCGUAAGGAUCAGAAAGCUGAGCUUCUUGCACGACAAUACCUGGAGGAAGAGCAAAGGAGGAAAGAGGAACAGCAGAGAAAGGAGUUUGAAGACAAAGAAGAGAUGAGGCGAAUGCUGUUGGAACAGAUGGAGAGAAAGGCAGCUGAAGAAGCCAGUAACAAUCUCAGGGUAAUCAGCGUUGUCUAAACAUCCUUGCUAGCCUUAUCUAGGCGUUCUGAUAGUGGAGUGUGGUGCAAAGUCAGAGCGCAGGAAAAACUAAGGAGGGAGGGAGAGGAGGGUGUGAGGAGAGUUCCUUCACUCUCAUCCCUUGCCCCACCCCCUCACUUUUUUCUUGCUCACUUUCCUUUACUUGGUGUGAGUGUCUGAGUGCCUGAAACAGGCCACACCCUUGUCGAUGAUACAUUUUGCUCAAAUUUCAGAGUACUGGUAUGAACAGUACGUUAAGGUCUCGGUAAAGGAAAACGAGGUGCCCACAGAAAAAAAUUCUAGUCGCGCGAGUAUUUUCGCUACAAAGGCAAGUUAUAUAUCAAAUUAAAGCUAAAAGACUAAAUUACCUUAUAAAAGAUUUUAUUUUAUCGAAUUUUAAAAGGCGCUUAAGUUUUUUGCUCGCGAACUCAGAGGUAUCGAGUUUACUGCUGAAGCUCCAGCCCUUUCGCGUUGUUAAAUAUUCACUUCCUUUUUAUUGCGUCUGAUUGACAGAUAAAAGACCUAAAAAAGGGUGUGAGGAAAUUUGCAUAUGUCUCGUAUUAGCGGAAUUAUUGCAUUUCAAACUAAAAAGUCGAAUCUCGAGCGCGAUUUACGCAAAGAAACUGACAUAAAAUGAGUUACAAAGGGAAAUCGGAAAAUUCCUCACACCCUUUUUGAGUCUAUAUCAUUAUCCAUCAUAUCUGAAAGUUUCAAAGCGAUAGCUUAAAACCUGUCCCGACUGGAGGUCGGAGAAUUUUGAUUUUUGCGUCUAAAAUAGAGUGAGAGAAAAUCAGCUCUAAAGAUUUAGCGCGAGGUCCACGCUUGGCUGGUUAGCGCAGAAAAGGCUCAUUUUAGAACGGUUAAAAAGCACUUUCUGAUUUUCUUUUUCUGCCAAAAUAAAAUUUAGGACCCACUCAUGCCAAAAAUCCGAAAAAAACAAAAUCGAGCAAUGUACUAAAAUUUUCAUUUACCGAGACCUUAACCACCAACCUCUGCUACUUACACCCGAGAGCUGUUUUUUUUUUCUUUUCGCUCAUUUCUGUAAUUGCAUAAUCGUUUUGUAGGAGUGAAAAUAAUGAUGAUCAUAAAGGCAAGAAAAAGUGAAACUUUUUUCAAGCCUGUUGCAUCGAAUAAUAGGUCUAAUAGAGACCUUUAGAUUCAAUGAUGACAGCGACUACAAGAACAAGAUUUGACUCUCAAAAAAUAAACACCUUGGAAAGCUUCUUUGCACUUUUUUUGUCACCAGAAAAGUUAGUACUGAUAUCUUUAUUGAAGGAGGUUAAGCCCUUUUCCAAUCACAAAAUGGUAAAUAGUACUUCUAAUGUUUGUUAACUUGUUUCCGCCACUUCGACAUUCUUGCCAAAACUUUUAGUAGAAUGACGACAGCCAUCACCUUUUCCCGCCAAAAUGACGCUGGUUCACGGGUGAGCAAUACUUAGUAUUGAGAAAAUCUUGUACUCGUAGUCGUCCUCGUCUCAGAGUCUAAAGCUCUCUAAUAAUAGAUUCAUAGAGGGCAGGCUAAAAAAGAUUUUUACUCUGCGGCAGGUUUUUAACUAAUGGAUAGGUCCUAUGUUUUUAAGUCUGUAACGUGGACAAUAAUGUUGGCCCCUCUUUCGUUAAGCAGUCUAUGUUAGGAUUAAACUAGUGCUGAACUCAACCCUAGUGGUCAAUUAUUUGAACGGGGUCAACAAAACCGCGUUCUAAGCCAGUUUUAGUUUGCCCAAAGCUUAUAUCUAAACACCAUUUACUGUGAACAAUUUCAAUAAAGCAUAUAGCGUAGACUGGAAAAGCACUUUUUUCUUUAAUUAACCCACUAACAAAGAGAUCUGGAGGUCCAAUGAUUUCUUAAACGCGGCCUUAGUUAGAUGAUGUUUAAGAAACUGACUCUAAAUGUUUUUUUGUUACUGUGUUUCAGCUUGUCCAGCGGUAUUUUUCAGCCUGGUAUUCAGUGAUUGUCUCUCAGAGGAUUAAGGUUGGCAAGGCACGUGCCAUGUCUGACUGGCGCUGCAAACUGAGGGCCUGGAACGCUUGGAGAGCUUACGUCAAUCACAUCAAAUCUGACAGGGAAGCUCAUGCUGUUACCAUGGAAAUGAAAGAAAAACACAGGUUGGUCUUUCUUGCCUCGUUUACAAUUUGAAAUUUGUAUCUUUACUGGUUUUUUACCUGGCCAUAGUCGUGUUUGGGAGUUUGGCUAAUGUUCGCGUAACGUAAAAAUCUGCCUGAAGGAGGGCCAUUUUAUGGAAAACUGUGGACAGGGUCACUCCGUAAAAGACAUUAUUUUUCUGUCACUAAUUAAAUGACAGUGUUUUCUGUCACUGACCGUUUUCUGGUCUUUCAAAGCCCAUCUGAUUCUAAUAAAUUCCUUUUGAAAGUGGGGAGCAGCAUCGUGAGCCGCCAUUUUGCAACAGACACCUGAAGACUAGUGACGUCAUUCAGUCCACGGUGAAAUUGGUCGGAAGCGACUACGAAAGACCGUUCUGCGAAACAAUGACCUACGAUCAGGCGUUCUUUUUUGGGGGGGGGGCAUGGCCAAGAGGGAAAAACAACAUAAAUUAUAGAGAUAUGGGGAGAGCAUGAUCGCAGGUUAGCGAAGCAUCGGUUGGACUGGCACCACCAGCUUCACAGAGAUAAAAGCAACGAAUCAUACGUCUCUGGAAAACUGUUCACCUUUCCCUCCCCUAAGCCAGCAUUAACACUUACUUCUCACCUAGGGCAAACUGUUGGCUUAGGAGCGGGGUAGGUGGACAGUUUUCCAGAAACGGUUAAAGCAACAACCCUAUACAGUCUACUCUCUCUUAACGGACAUUUCACUGAAACAGACACUUGGAGUUGGUCCUUACCUUUCUGUACUCCUUUUGAUUGACUCUCUAUAAGAAAGACGCUUCUCUAAGACGGACACUUACAUGUAUUGGUGGUACCAAAGGUGUCCGUCUUCUGGAGGGUCAGCUGUAUUCGUCACUCAGUUUUUCUUUGUUCUAGUUGCUUGAGUAUAGCAACAAAAUAGAUCAUUCUAGGCUUAAGUAAAAAAUGUAUCAGGCUGCAAGGAUUCCAUCCUGUCACACAAAAGUUUCUGCUUUCAUUUGCAGAAAAGAACAACUCUCGUCAACAUUUUACCGUCGUCGUCUUCUGUCACGCUGCCUGAGGGCGUGGCAACAGUUUGUGAAACACGAACAGGACGAGAGACAGCUUCGCGAGGAACAUGAUAAGAAAACGCAGAAGAUGGCGGCUCUGUUACAGGCAGCGGCUACUGGAAGGCUAUGGAGUGAGCAAGGCGGUAGAACGAACAUGGGAUUAGAAUUACAGGACAUUGAAGAUGAUUUAGCUGAGCAGAGUUCAAGUACAGCUAGAAAACUGGUAUGUUUUUCUAUGAAGUAUAAUUUAGACAAGCUUAUCCUAAGUUCAUGUAUAUAUUUAGAAGUAAAUGGCCUGCGAACGCAGACAUAUUUCCGGUCUUCGCUAAUCCCCAGCCGAAAAGUAACUACUUUUCAAGUGGAGAGACUGCUCAUAGCGUAGAGGAAAUCGCUACUGUUAUAAAGAUGCAUAUAAAGAGCAGAAUUUGGAGCUGUCUUGACGAAUGACAUUCAGUUCACUAUUAAGGUCUUGUUUGGCUGUCUUAAUUGGGGCCAUAAUAGUCCAAUUUUGCCAGGCUCAUCAGUGGACCUUGAAUGAGUCCCAGAUUAGACAGCAAUAGAUGUUUGAUAGGGCUAGUCUACGCUGUUACUCUUUAUGUCAUUUUUCAAUGCUUUCCCUAUAUACUCCCUCCUACUUACUUUAAUUUCUUUAAUAUGAAUUUGUCUUUUGCUUUUCCUGAGGAUAACUAUGCCUUUUUCACUUUUUUUCAGGACGAACUUUUCGCCCAGCCUGUGAGGACAGUAUCGCAUAAACAUUCAACGAGGGCAGAGAAACCUUUAGAACAAAAUUUCUCAAGAAAUGUUACAAACAUUGACAAACCGCCAUCUUGUAAACCAGCUUGGACUAAUCAACAAACUAAGGAAUUCACGAAGAAAAACAUUAAGCCUGAAAAGGAGAUGAAACUUAAGUCGCAGAGACAACGCAGUUAUAGCGAAGUAGAGAAUGUUGAGUUCCUUUAUUCAUCUGCACAAGCUAAAGACAAAAAGAAAGCAAUAGACGGGAAGGAUAAACCUAGCUUGACAAAGAGUCAGUCAAUAGACAGACUAGAUUCAGACAAUAUUCAGUCGAGAGAAAAUAUUUCGACAGAGCGUUCAGCACUCAGUACAUUUUCGGACGGUAACGCAGCUAGUUCGCGCAGUAAAUUUACGUCCAGAGAAGCCGUUGUCAAGUCACAAAAGUCUGCCACUAAACCACUACAUCUAGGUGAGUGUCAGCUGUUUCCUUUUCGCGGCUUCCCCCCUCUGAUUGGGCUAAAAUUUGCAAGUGAGGCCCCCUCUAUACAAGAACCUGUUUAACCUAAAAUUUGAAACAGGUUCUUAUUUUCUAAAAUCUAUAAAAAAUUCUGUACACUUGGGCAACGAAGAUAAUUUAGGAUCCUUCUUGGAAACAUAGGUGCGUUAUCACUCCAACCGUAGUUGUAGUGGUAUACACAUUUUAUGUAAGGAAUGAGCUGAAUACCACUAAAUACUCUUAGCUACAAUUUAUCUUUUUUUCUUUAGAAAAUAAGAUCCUAUUUAAAAACCUAAGCCUAAAUUUGUGCUAAUUACCACUGACAUAAGAACCUGUAUAGGCUAACUUGGAAAAUGCGGGUUUUCACUGUAUCACAACACUUUGUUGUGUCAGUAGUAGUUUGCUGUAGUAGUAGCUGUAGUAGUUUGUUGUGUCAGUAGUAGUUUCCUCCCACUUCUCACACACUUGAAUAGAAGUUAAUAUUAUAAAUUAGUAUAGGGUGCGUUCAUGACCAAACUCCGAAAUAAGAAUGUAUGGAAUAUUCACUAAAAAUGAGUUGUUUUGUCCACCAUUUUUCUUAACAGCAAUGGAGGAACGUGCUAGAGAGCGCAUGAAUCGUAAGAAGGCUUUGGAAGAAAAGAAGAGAAAAGCUGAAGAGGAAAAACUGGUAAAAGAAACAUUGAUUUUGUGGUUGUUUACCAUUUACAAAAAGUUUCCAGAAAAUCUGGUAGGAAAGUAAAUGGAACUCGAGUUCUUGGUUCUUUCCUGAGGAAAAUUUCUGGCAGUAACGGAACGUCUGAAAAGGUGGUCCUGUUUUUGAGGAUGGAAUAUUCCAAACGGAAAUUUGUGUUCCAUUUCUUCAAAGCCAUCUUUGAUACCAGUUUCAGGCCUUCGCGGUUGUUAUUUCGGUAACUGGAACUAAUUUAUACAAAUGGUAAACCUCGAUUCCCGAGACGAAAUUUACAAGUCCUGAAUUUUGCUUACCAUUUACCUAAACCUUGAACCGACCGAGUUGCCCGUGGAAAUGGUAGUUCUACACAACCUCUGUUUGCCAUUGCAGUUUAAGAAUUCUAUCCUGCCCGCGCCACUUAGCGUAGCAGCGCCUCUAAUCGAGCGCUUUUGCUCCGCCAAGAAGUGAAAAGUACUCUUUGACAAAAAAAAAGUAAAUUAUAACGAGUGUUGUUUUUGUGCAACAGGAAUUUCUAAAGAAGGAACAGGAACGAAAAGAGGCAGAGCUUUUGGCGGAAAAACAAGAAGCAUCUAGGAAAAGAAAAGAGGACAAACGCAUCACCAGAGAGGUAACAAACAAAAGCUUUUUUCAGAUUUUCUAUUUUAUUUCUUAGAAUUCUGUAGAAACCCAUCUUUUGAACAGCAUGUUUCUGGCAGCACUUCGUCAUUUGGGCAACAUUCUUUGACUUAACAGUGAACAUAUUAACCAGUUUCCAUGGAAAUUUUAUUUUCUCAGCGUGAGCUCGAAAAACAGCGUCAGAUGGAGCAUAAUCGACUACAAAUCACCAUGGCAACCCAGCACUAUGCGACCACACUUAUCACAAAGUUCGGUCUGUUACCUUGGAAACGUCUGGUAGAAAUGAUGCAGGAAAAUAUAUCACGUGCUACAUUACAUCACAACAGAGCGUUACUGAGUUCUUGUUUAUAUCCCUGGUUGGAAUAUACCAGACUAGUAAAAGAGGAACGGGAAAAAGCCGCUGAGCUGUUAUACAACAAGAUUUUAUUACGAAGAACAUGGAGACAGUGGAGAAAGGUGAGACCAUUUUGUUACAGUCAAAGCUUUAUUCACCCGUAAACCUUAAGAUCAAAGUUUGAAUUCUCAUUUGUUGCCCCUAUUCAUUUCCUACAGAAGUAGUGGGGAGAAGUUGAUAAAAUAUCAAGCAAAUUCAUCUUGUGUGAUCAUGUCUGUAAUCCUCAUGACCACUCUGAUCUGUUGUACAAAGCAUUGAUUUUACAAGGAUAAAUUUGAUGCUAAUCACUCUUAGGGCUUAAAGGGUUAAGGGUGUACCUCUGAAAAGCUUAUGUGGGUUUGCUGUUCGACACGUGUAAUGUGAACCGAUAAGUUCCGCCUCUGUAUGACCAUUUGGAGCAAAUCACUUACUUUUGCAUCUAUGGAAGAGCCUACUGUACGGGCAAAUCUCCAAUUUGUUUCGGUUAUUCUUUGCCUGUGGACACCAACAACCAACCAAUAGCCCACUUUCGAUAUAUGAAAAUUCUAACAUGACUCUGAGGCUUUAGGGUCAAAAUUUGCAAAUUUUUCACGACUCCAUUGUCUCGCAAUUUUCAGAAGAGAAUUGAGCACAAUGAAAACCAAACCUAAUAUAGAAAAAUGACGAGAAAGCCUCGGAGUCACGUUAGAAUUUUAAAAUAUCGAGCGUAAGCUAUUAAGACAAGGGGCAUCUCCACCUAAACGAUCCGUGGAGUCCUUGCAACACAGGCUUUUGUUUCCAUAUCCUAGAUCUAUAUUUUAUAGAGUGGGGAAUACAAAGCUUGCUCGUAAGCUUGCUGUUUAAGUAAUUAUCCUGGUAGGAAGGGAAGCAAUUUCUUUUUUUAUGGCGCAAUACGCUUUCCUUGCAUGGGAGUAUUUUCAUUUUCCAUAAAGAAUGCGUAAACCUAAAAAAAGGCAGUCUACAAAAUAAAAUGUAUCCAGGGUUGUCAAAAAUAUUUUAGGUAGCAGGAGAAUAACAGAAAGUAGCCAGCAUGUGUUUUCGGGCAGGGCCGGUAGGAGUAGAUGUAUCACUAUUGAUAUAACAGUUGAAUCCAGGUUAGAAGAAGCUGUCAAACAUGAUAGCAUCGAUACUGUGGCUGAAUUACGAAGUGCAACUUUCGUGGAAGCAUGCAAACACGCCGGAUGGAAAACAAGAGACAGCAAAAUUAAAUGCCAAUCACAAAUAAAAUGGGAGAAAAAGGGAGAAAAUUUCUCAUAACUUUAAUAAUUCAGCACUGAGACAACUACUGCGAGACAAAAAGAAGGGGUUCAAACAAACUUGUAGACGAAAGAAAUGGGAGUCUUUCCCAGGUAGGGGAACACAUAUCACUAGGGAUACGUGUUUCCCAGAAGGGGGAACACAUAUCACUAGCGAUAUGUGUUUCACAGGUGGGGGAACACAUAUCACUAGGGAUAUCUGUUUCCCAGGUGGGGAAACACAUAUCACUAGGGAUACGUGUUUCCCAGCAGGGGGGACACGUAUCACUAGGGAUACGUGUUUCCUAGGUGGGGGAGCACAUACCACUAGGGAUACGUGUUUCCCAGGUGGGGGAACACAUAUCACUAGGGAUAUGUGUUUCCCAGGUAGGGGGAACACAUAUCACUAGGGAUAUCUGUUUCCCAGGUGGGGGAACACAUAUCACUAGGGAUACGUGUUGCCUAGGUGGAGGAACACAUAUCAAUAGGGAUGCGUGAUUACCAGGAGGAAGAACACAUAUCACUAGGGAUAUGUGUUUCCGAGCAGGGGAGACACAUAUCACUAGGGAUAUGUGUUUCCCUAGGUGGGGGAACACAUAUCACUAGGGAUACGUGUUUCCCUAUGCGGAGGAACACAUAUCACUAGGGAUACGUGAUUACCAGGAGGAAGAACACAUAUCACUAGGGAUAUGUGUUUCCGAGGUGGGGGAACGCAUAUCACUAGGAAUAUCUCUUUCCCAGGUAGGGGAACACACAUCACUAGGGAUAUCUGUUUCCCAGGUGGGGGAACACAUAUCACUAGGGAUAUCUGUUUCCCAGGUGGGGAAACACAUAUCACUAGGGAUACGUGUUUCCGAGCAGGGGGGACACAUAUCACUAGGGAUAUGUGUUUCCCUAGGUGGGGGAACACAUAUCACUAGGGAUACGUGUUGCCUAGGUGGAGGAACACAUAUCAAUAGGGAUGCGUGAUUACCAGGAGGAAGAACACAUAUCACUAGGGAUAUGUGUUUCCGAGGUGGGGAAACGCAUAUCAUUAGGAAUAUCUCUUUCCCAGGUAGGGGAACACAUAUCACUAGGGAUACGUGUUUCCCAGGAGGGGAACACAUAUCACUAGGGAUAUCUGUUUCCCAGGUGGGGGAACACAUAUCGCUAGGGAUAUGUGUUUCCCAGGUAGGGGAACACAUAUCACUAGGGAUAUGUGUUUCCUAGGUAGGGGAACACAUAUCACUAGGGAUAUGUGUUUCCCCAGGUGGGGGAACACAUAUCACUAGGAAUACGUGUUUCCCAGGUGGGGGAACAGACAUCACUAGGGAUACGUGUUUCCCAGGUGCGGGAACACAUAUCACUAGGGAUACGUGUUUCGUAGGUGGGGGAGCACAUACCACUAGGGAUACGUGUUUCCCAGGUAGGGGAACACAUAUCACUAGGGAUACGUGUUUCCCAGAAGGGGGAACACAUAUCACUAGGGAUACGUGUUUCCGAGCAGGGGGGACACAUAUCACUAGGGAUAUGUGUUUCCCUAGGUGGGGGAACACAUAUCACUAGGGAUACGUGUUUUUCAAAGGGGGGAAUACAUAUCACUAUCGUUACGUGUUUCCAAAAGGGUGGAACACAUAUCACUAGGGAUAUGUGUUUUUCCCAGGUAGGGGAACACAUAUCACUAGGGAUAUGUGUUUCCCCAGGUGGGGGAACGCAUAUUACUAGGGUUACGUGUUUCCCAGAAGGGGAACACAUAUCACUAGGGAUAUGUGUUUCCCAGGUGGGGGAACACAUAUCACUAGGGAUACGUGUUUCCUAGGUAGGGGAACACAUAUCACUAGGGAUAUAAGUUUCCUAGGUGGGGGAACACAUAUCACUAGGGAUACAGAAGGGGGAACACAUAUCAGUAGGGAUAUGUGUUUCCCAGGUGGGGGAACACAUAUCACUAGGGAUACGUUUUUCCUAGGUAGGGGAACACAUAUCACUAGGGAUAUGUGUUUCCUAGGUGAGGGAACACAUAUCACUAGGGAUACGUGUUUUUCAAAGGGGGGAAUACAUAUCACUAUCGUUACGUGUUUCCAAAAAGGUGGAACACAUAUCACUAGGGAUAUGUGUUUCCCAGGUGGGGGAACACAUAUCACUAGGGAUAUGUGUUUUUCCCAGGUAGGGGAACACAUAUCACUAGGGAUAUGUGUUUCCCCAGGUGGGGGAACGCAUAUUACUAGGGUUACGUGUUUCCCAGAAGGGGGAACACAUAUCACUAGGGAUAUGUGUUUCCCAGGUGGGGGAACACAUAUCACUAGGGAUACGUGUUUCCUAGGUAGGGGAACACAUAUCACUAGGGAUAUGUGUUUCCCAGGUGGGGGAACACAUAUCACUAGGGAUACGUGUUUCCUAGGUAGGGGAACACAUAUCACUAGGGAUAUGUGUUUCCCAGGUAGGGGAACACAUAUCACUAGGGAUACGUGUUUCCUAGGUAGGGGAACACAUAUCACUAGGGAUAUGUGUUUCCCAGGUGGGGGAACACAUAUCACUAGGGAUACGUGUUUCCCAGGUAGGGGAACACAUAUCACUAGAGAUAUGUGUUUUCCAGGUGGGGGAACACAUAUCACUAGGGAUAUGUGUUUCCCAGGUAGGGGAAUACAUAUCACUAGCGUUACGUGUUUCCCAGAAGGGGGAACACAUAUGGCUAGGGAUGUGUGUUUCCCAGGUGGGGGAACACAUAUCACUAGGGAUAGAGCAAUAGAGUGUUUUCACAUGACGUUACGGCGGCCAUAUUGGUGUCCCAAAACAAUGAAAGGGCGGCCAUGUUGGUGUCCAAGACCAAUGCUGUGGGAGUUAAACUCUUUUCUUAUGCAAACGCUUUCUUUUGUUGCAAUAAAUUUGCAUAGAUGCUGGCCACGUGAGUGAAAACACUUCACAGGUUUAGAUUUGCAAAACAACAACUGUACAGGUGCAUUUCUUUCACGUCGUCGCACAACUGCGACGUGAAACUUCCUAAUUUCACAUUUAGUGGAGGGCGUGACCACAAGAAAACGAUUUUCUUUUUCUUUUUGUCAACUCUUUUUGUGAACUUAGAUACAGUUCUUUUAAAUUCAGCCCUUGAAAAAGUCGCCAAAGUCUGACAAAUGAAAAGAGUUGGAAUUAAGAGCGAGUAAGAUUGAAGCAGCGCUAAUUCACUUUUUGGGUGACGUUUAGGCUGCCGUUGCCGUCUUUUUUUCUUCAGACAUGGCGAUUAGCACUUCAAGGGAAUGACCAACAUCAAUUUUCUUGUGACAUCAUCACUGCAUCAACAAGGGAGAAGGUUAUGAGGAUUAAUGAAGUGAUCACCAAACAGAAAAUGCUUCGAUCUUUUAUCAAAUACUCUCAACUGAUUCUUUAAGGAAAUGUAUGGAGAUCUGUCUAGAGAAUUUGUGUGUUGAUAUUAGGGCUGUCGGGGUAUUACGUCUUUCUUAACAAAGCUCUCUUUUAUGUUUAGUAUGGUCAACACGCUGUCAGACUUCAGCUUGUAGCAGAAGACUAUUGCUCAUCCUUACUUGUCAAAAAAUACUUUAAAUACUGGCAAGAUUAUGUGACGGAACAACAGAUCAUGUUAUGGGACAAGGAGAGACAAGCCGAGGAACACAAUGAAUGGUAAUGUAGGAACAUGAAAAUAGAGAAACCAGAAAUUAUAACGGAAGCAUACUACAUUGUUCGUGAUCCCCUAUAUGUCCCCCCAUCCCCACGAAAAAAAAUUAAACUCCUUUAAGUGUUUCGCUUACCAUAAAAAAAAAAAUAUUGCGUCCUCGCGAACAACAACCCAAAAAAGACAUGUUAGGAAGACAGGUUUCGCUUUUGUUGAGAACUCCACCAUAUCUCUUUGACCUUUAGGGCAUAUUUCAAAUCGGAAUCCAGCCAUGGAAUGUUGGUGCAGCUAUCACACGGCGCGCGUUGUGUCGUUCCGUGGUCCCCUGCGCUCUCUGUUCGCGCGAUAAUGGCGCCUGGGUGCGAGAGAGCAGAUAUGAUACUGAAAAAAUUCUGGCUCCUAAGGCAUUUGUUUCGUUUGUUCGUUGUUGUUGUUGUUGUUGUUGUUUUGUUUCGUUUUUUUUCUCUCUCUCUUUCUCUCUUGUUUGAAAUCACUUCCCAACAUCUGUACCUUACUUAAGGUCUUGUUUACAUGGAGGUGGGAUACCCCAGGUAGAUGAGGUAACCCGCUUAGGUGGGGUAACACACCGGUCCAUACAAUCUCUCAGUUUAAUUUGAUCACGUUUACAGGAUAGGUGGGGUGACCCGCCACAUUUUACCUCACCUAUCUAGGGUCCUCCACCUACAUGUAAACAGGCCCUUAAACGUAGACGUUGGCCGGUACCUUCUUGGUACCCUCUCUAAUCUGUUUUGCUGUAUUUCUAAUUUUUAGUUAUACUGUCUUUUCUUUUUUGUAGGCGACUGAGGAAAAAGGCUUUGAUAUAUUGGAAGAAAUACAUACCAAUGAAAAGAUUAGAAAAAGAAAGAGAAGUCAGGAGGACCGAGAUGAGGAAAAGAGUCUCUUCGUGGCUUCCUGACUUUCAGAAUCUUACUGAAUCAUCGCCUUGA